AUGACUGUAUCUUGCAAGCCUACUAGCUCAAUUUGUACUCCAUCGACAAAGAUCGUGAGCGGUAAAGUGACAGUCGCUUCUUGUACUCAAGCCUCCGUAAAACUCGCUUCGUAG
This is a messenger RNA of Sclerotinia sclerotiorum 1980 UF-70, 114 nucleotides long. RefSeq lists its product with no specific name. Lineage: Eukaryota; Fungi; Ascomycota; Leotiomycetes; Helotiales; Sclerotiniaceae. The record is from RefSeq and is a predicted model, not a curated record. The transcript has a single exon. The coding region runs from base 1 to 114 and encodes 37 amino acids.